Amborella trichopoda is the source of this 1846-nucleotide messenger RNA. Its product is annotated as very-long-chain aldehyde decarbonylase GL1-10. Gene Ontology annotation, biological process: lipid biosynthetic process. The record is from RefSeq and is a predicted model, not a curated record. Gene Ontology annotation, molecular function: oxidoreductase activity; iron ion binding. NCBI's taxonomy places the organism in Eukaryota, Viridiplantae, Streptophyta, Magnoliopsida, Amborellales, Amborellaceae.
AAGAGUAAGAAUAAGAAACGAGUCAUUUCUGUUAAGAUGAACUUGGGGAAACAUUAAGUGUGAAUUUUCCAGACUGUUUUUAGAGAGAGAAACAUUACGUGUGAAUUUACCAUUGUUUUUACAGAGAGAAACACUAAGUUUUUAGAUUUUAGUUUUUUACAGGUCGGGGGUACUUUCCCAAUAAUUAAUAUGAUAUUUUCCCCAAAAUUUGUCGCCCCUUAGCAGUCUUCAUGGUAUUCUCUGCCAUUGUUGAUUUUGAAGAAUUAUUUGCCACCGUUUUAUAACUUUUUAAUGAUUUCUUUGCAGUUUCCACUACACAACUCAUAAAAAUCCUCUCUCUCUCUCUCUCUCUCUCUUGCUGAAUAAUUUCCUCUCUCUAUAUCUCCCUCUCUCUCUCUUACUGUAUAAUUUCCUCUCUCACUCUCCUUAAAGUAUGCCUUUAUAUGGGCUGCUCCAUUGGUUAUUCCUUGGAUAGAGCCUGGUUUUUCUGUUGGGGCGCCCUUGUUUGUAGGGCCUAGAAAACCCAUAUUGGCAUUUGCGGUACCCUGCAGUUCUAGAGAGAGAAACUGCACCUUGGGUCUAGAGAGAGAGGAAUUGCAUUGUUGGUGUUAGAGCGAGACGCUGCGUCUUGGGCCCUGUGGGUCUGGUCCCUGGUCACAAGAUGCUGCCCUUUCAGAGCUUAGAAGAUGCAGAAAUGGCGAUAGGGCGUCCUCUCUCUCAUGCAGAGGUUUUGUGGUUUAACUACUCUGCAAAAAUGUCUGAUCCACUUCUCUAUUUCCAUAACAUUCUCUUCCUCUUCUUGAUCUUCACUCUGGUUCCUCUCCCUCUAGUUUUACUGGAUCUCAUGGGGUUCAAAGCUCUGGAUAAGUAUAAGCUUCAACCCAAGGUGAGGCUUACCUUUAAUGGCAUUUUGAAAUGUUACAAGGAUGUCGCGUUUAUGUUCUUCACAGUUGUUGGGCCUCUGCAACUUUCUUCCUAUCCUAUUGUGAAGAUGGUGGGAGUCAGGACUGGCUUGCCAUUGCCUUCUAUGUGGGAGAUAUUGGCUCAGCUUGUGGUUUACUUCUUGAUAGAGGAUUAUGGGAAUUAUUGGAUGCACAGGGCUUUACAUGGAAAAUGGGGCUAUGAAAAGAUUCAUAGAGUUCACCAUGAAUUCACAGCUCCAAUUGGAUUUGCUGCUCCUUAUGCUCAUUGGGCUGAGGUCUUGAUACUUGGUAUCCCCUCUUUUGUUGGGCCUGCACUUGUUCCUUGUCACAUGGUCACCCUGUGGUUGUGGAUUGCCUUGCGCCAGAUAGAAGCCAUUGAUACUCAUAGUGGAUAUGAAUUCCCAUGGAGCCUCACGAAGUUCAUUCCUUUCUAUGGAGGUGCAGAGCACCAUGAUUACCAUCAUUUCGUUGGAGGACAAAGCCAGAGCAACUUUGCUUCUGUGUUUACCUACUGUGAUUACAUAUAUGGAACUGACAAGGGUUAUCGGUUCCAGAAGGAGCAUCUCUCAAAGAUGAGGAGGAGAUGGAUUGCUGAAGGAAAUGGAGAAGUCCCUCAAAAAAUGGCCCAGGAUCAGAAGUUACAGUAAACCUCAAAUCCCAACACCCAAAAGUUAGUAUGCUGGGAGUUUUAUUUUUAGUGGUGGGACUUGCUUCUCCUUGUAGCCAUAUACCUCCUCUGAAUCCAUUCCAUUUUCUGCAUGGGUGCGUUGUUUAUCAAGUUUAUUUUGUGGGAGAAAUUUUGUAGCCUGAACUGUAGUGACAUUUUGUGAACUCAGUAGCAGCUCCCCCCUCCACUGUAACAUUAAUAGUUUUGAUCUUUGCAUGCUCAGAUGCUUGUCAAGUAACAAAUCUCAUUCUGGGAA